Cylicocyclus nassatus is the source of this 508-nucleotide messenger RNA. Lineage: Eukaryota; Metazoa; Nematoda; Chromadorea; Rhabditida; Strongylidae. The record is from the annotation of a GenBank genome assembly.
AUGAAGACGUCUGUCAUGGCCUCCGAACAUAAAGGCAUUUUAACACAACACAGCACCCAUAAAAACCAUGUGAAGUUUGGAGAAGAAGUAAAGACAGAUGAAGAGGAGCAUCCACGACCUGUAUCACCACCUCCAAAGCCAGAUGAGAUUGCUGCUCCUCCUCCGACGGAGCCAUGCAAAAUCAAGGACGAAGUUGAGUUACUACGGGCAGGACUUGUAAACAAGCACGGUGAUCAUCUUCACCAUCAUCAACAUUCAGUGGAGGAGAAGUAGGCACGGAUUGAAUGAUAUGCCUUUGCAACAUUCCAAAUGUACUUACAAUUAGUGGUUUACCUUUUCGCGAAAUUUUUGCGGCAAUUUAUAGCAAAAUCAUGAUUGUAAAGCUUCAGAAUGUGGCUAUUGCAGAGAGGAGAUUAUCUUUUAGUUACUCUGCCUAACAGCACCGCAAAGUACUGCGGUGCAUCUUCGUGCACUAGCGGGUCAACCAUUUGAUUGAUUGCUUUGUUCA